AUGGACUCCGACGAUGACUUCAUGUCUGGCAUGUCCAGCGAUGAGGAUGAUGUUCUGCAAGAUGAGAGCGACAAUGAUGAUGGUUCUGUAGACGAUUUCGGCUUCGACGAACCCGAACCCGACUUAGGCUUCUCGCAGAAAGAUGUCGUGCAGAAAAAGAAAUCCUUCGACGUCAACUUCAAAGUUUACCACCCCGAAGACAUCCAGGCCCAACAAGAUGACCUGAUCAACGAAGUCAACAUGAUUCUUGACAUCCGGAAGGAGGAUGCCGCGAUCCUGUUACGACACUUCCGCUGGAACAAGGAGCGGCUGAUAGAAGAUUAUAUGGAUCGUCCCAAGAAGGUACUCGAAGACGCUGGGUUGGGACCAAACGUGGCAGGCCCACCAAAGCUCGAGGUCAUACCUGGUUUCAUGUGCGACAUCUGCUGCGAAGAUGAGCCCGGCUUACAAUCAUUUGCCAUGAAGUGCGGACAUCGAUAUUGUGUCAACUGCUAUCGACAAUACUUGAACCAGAAGAUAAAGGAAGAGGGAGAAGCUGCUCGCAUCCAAUGUCCACAAGAUGGAUGCAAAAGAAUUAUGGACGCGAAAUCAUUAGACCUCCUGGUUGAAUCUGACCUUCAACAAAGAUACCAUGAACUCCUCAUGAGAACCUUUGUCGAAGAUAAGGAAUAUUUGAAGUGGUGCCCCGCUCCAGACUGUCAGAACGCCAUAGAGUGCGGGAUCAAGAAGAAGGAUCUCGAUAAGGUUGUGCCGACAGUUACCUGCGACUGCAAGCAUCGCUUCUGCUUUGGCUGUAUCCUAGCGGAUCACCAACCAGCUCCCUGCGAUCUGGUCAAGAAGUGGCUCAAGAAGUGUGCAGACGAUUCGGAAACGGCCAACUGGAUUUCAGCUAACACAAAAGAGUGCCCGAAAUGUAACUCGACCAUCGAAAAGAAUGGAGGCUGCAACCACAUGACUUGCAGGAAAUGCAAGCACGAGUUCUGCUGGAUGUGCAUGGGCUUGUGGUCAGAGCACGGAACGAGCUGGUACAAUUGCAAUAGGUUCGAAGAGAAGAGCGGGUCGGAAGCUCGCGAUGCUCAGGCGAAAUCUCGAGUCUCCCUUGAGAGAUACCUCCAUUACUAUAACCGUUAUGCAAACCACGAGCAAUCUGCUAAGCUCGAUAAGGAUAUCUAUCAGAAGACCGAAAAGAAGAUGAUCCAGCUGCAGACCGCAUCCGGAAUGUCGUGGAUUGAAGUGCAGUACCUGAACUCGGCCUCGCAAGCUCUUCAGAUCUGCCGUCAAACUUUGAAGUGGACGUACGCAUUCGCCUUUUAUCUCGCCCGCAACAACCUCACAGCCAUGUUCGAAGAUAACCAAAAGGACCUGGAAAUGGCGGUCGAAGCCCUCUCCGAAAUGUUCGAGAAGCCGGUCCAAGAACUAGCAGACCCUAAGCUGAAGGUAGAAAUCAUGGAUAAGACAUCAUACUGCACGAAGCGUCGACUCAUCUUGCUGGCCGAUACAGCAGACAAUCUGGCAAAUGGUGUGUGGUCCUGGUCUAUCAGUUUUUGA
This is a messenger RNA of Amorphotheca resinae ATCC 22711, 1548 nucleotides long. RefSeq lists its product as hypothetical. The transcript has 2 exons. Gene Ontology annotation, biological process: positive regulation of proteasomal ubiquitin-dependent protein catabolic process; ubiquitin-dependent protein catabolic process; protein polyubiquitination. The coding region runs from base 1 to 1548 and encodes 515 amino acids. The record is from RefSeq and is a predicted model, not a curated record. Gene Ontology annotation, cellular component: ubiquitin ligase complex; cytoplasm. Gene Ontology annotation, molecular function: zinc ion binding; ubiquitin conjugating enzyme binding; ubiquitin protein ligase activity. Lineage: Eukaryota; Fungi; Ascomycota; Leotiomycetes; Helotiales; Amorphothecaceae.